GGCGCCUCCUCGCCGGGGCUGGAGCCAGGCCGGGGGAGGGCUCCGGGCGCUAUGGGUACUUGAAGCGCCCGCCUGCGCCGCCCCGGCUCAUUUCUCCAAGGCUGGCCCCAAGGAUGCGGCGGCUGGCGGCUUCCCUCCUCCUCUUCCUCCUCCCGCUGGUGCUCCCUUCGCCCUCCUGGGCUCGGGGGGCGGGAGGCGGCGACGGGGGCCCUUCGCCGCCCAAACUGAUUUGGCAGGACCACCAGCGGCGGCUGCUGUCGCCCCGCGGCGCGCGCGACCCCUCGACCCUGCAGCUGGCGCGGGUCGCCCAGACGGCCGUCUACUCUUUCAAUUACCGCCUCGGGUCGCCCAGCUCGCUCCGGGCGCCGGGGCAGGUUAAGAAGGCUUCGGUCAAGACUAUUCCAGGAGUUGGGCGAAAAUAUUUCCUUCAGUUUUCUACAAAAGACCUUCAGACAGGGCAAAACCUAGGGACAUGCCUUGCAUCUGUGUUCUACAUGAAGAAUAAACCCAAGCCAACGGUUGAUAUCAACUGUAUACGCAACAAAGACCACGAUCAACGUCUCCAGGAAGACUAUGGCUUAUACUUAAGCAUGAAAGGUAUCAGUGAGCCCUCCCUCAACCUCGUGUCAGCUUUGGCUUCUCUUGGCAGCAGUUACAUCGCAUGGGAGAAGUCAACUGAAGACACAACUUACUUCUUGACACAAGUAAAGGAUGCGAAGUAUUCUUGGGGAAGAGCUGAUGAGUCACUUGAAUUUAAUUUUUCUGUCCUGCUUGGUAGCAGUCUUUCAGAGUCUCUUGCCUGCCAUAUGCGUGUUACCUGGAAGCUUGAGCAGCCUUUGAAAGUGAAGUAUGACUGCUCCACCGAGGAAGAGUCUUCAGAGUCUGCAGAUGGAUCCGGAGGAGAAUUGGGAUCUACAAGUGGCUUUUUUAUUGAUCCAGAAAAUAAUUUUUAAGUGAAGACAAUGCUUGUGUUUAUAAUGGUGUAAACAUUUUUACAAAGGUGUAGAGCACCUACUCUUAAUAUUCCCAAAUCAGUAUUGCGAUUUUUCUUCUAUAUAAAUCUUUGUGGCACAAGGGGAAACCUUCCACUAUCCACUUCUGAGCCUCCUUAAAUACCUUUUUUUUUGGGGGGGGAUUCCAUAAAAGGAAAAAUUCUUUUUUUGUAUCUUCCUAGAACUUUUCUUCUUAUUCUUUUUCCAUCCUUUCUGUCCCCUCUCCCCUUUUAGAGAUUGUUUUUAAUAUAUCUUAUGAACUACUGAUUUGUCACUAAGUUUCUAGGAGCGCUGUAGAGAACUGGGUAGAAGGUAAAUU
Messenger RNA from Pogona vitticeps (central bearded dragon), 1311 nucleotides. It is a transcript of the gene RARRES1, whose product is annotated as retinoic acid receptor responder 1. Lineage: Eukaryota; Metazoa; Chordata; Lepidosauria; Squamata; Agamidae. Gene Ontology annotation, molecular function: metalloendopeptidase inhibitor activity. The record is from RefSeq and is a predicted model, not a curated record.